Molecule: messenger RNA, 1763 nt
Organism: Plectropomus leopardus (leopard coralgrouper)
Lineage: Eukaryota; Metazoa; Chordata; Actinopteri; Perciformes; Serranidae
Source: RefSeq, a predicted model, not a curated record
GUUUUGCUCGAUGUGAGAAAACGCAUCGGUGCCUCUGAGAUGUUGUUAAAUUCCACGAUAUAAACACAUAGUUAUUAAAAAGAACAGCUUUGACCGUUAUUGUAAAUGUUUUGGCAUUAUGGAGGUCAUCGAGACAAUUGUGAUACAAAGUACUGAAGUGGAAGGAAAAGAGACGGUCGUGUCCAGUGUGGACACCGAUAAAACCAAAGCAGAAUUUAUAUGGACACUGCAGGCUACAUGGCACCUCGUCAACACCAGACUUGAAAUGGACCAGGCUUUUGACCAGCCAGUAUGCAAAAAAAAGAAACUGUGGGAGAUGGUGGCAGAGAAAGUGAACGACAAACUUAGGGAGUCAGAGGUCACUGAUGUCACUGUGAAAGCAUACGAGUGUGACCUCAAGUGGAGAAACAUGCUGGCCACGUACAGGAAGAACGCAGAGAGGGCCAAGAGGCUCGGGGUGGCCAGUGUCCACUGGGAGUUCUUCAAGGCCAUGCACGAGGUCCUGGGUAAGAGCAGGGAGGAGAUCGAAGCCCAGCGAAGGGCUAAGCUCAGUGGGACAAGAGUGGGCAAGGCCAUAGCCAGCAAGAGGUUCACCCCAAUCCUCCCUACACCUCCUGUGACAGCUACACCCUGCACCGCCCGGCCUCCACAGGAUGUCCUGCAGCUGUACAUGGAGCUGCAGGAGAGAAAGAUGAACAUGUGGGCCCAGCAGAAAGCCCUGGAGGAGAGGAAGAUAGAAGCUAUUAACAACCUGGCCCAGGCCAUCUCCAGCCUGGCUCAGAAGAACAGCACACAGACGACAAAGGAGGGACAUUAGGCCAUAAGAGACGUGAACUUCCAUGUGUGUCAUUUGAUCUUACCAAAAAUCUGAAUGAUAGUGCACGAGAAAAACUGUUUUGAGUCUCUUUGUUAUAAACAUUUUUAGAUUUGUCUUGUUGGAACAUUUUUACUGUUGCUGACUUUUAUGAAAAGUUCGGCCAGUCUGAAAUCUGUAGAGUUUGAAACAGCAAAUAUAGCAGUUUCGAAACAAACACACAUCUCAUACCCCAACCAGCUUUUGUUAAAACUGCGAGCAGAGUACGUGCCUCCUCAAAGUUGUCCUUUUCUCUUGAUACCCCAAUGAUCACGCUUCACUAUCACUAUAGCAAAAGAGAAGAGUGAAUUACAGUUGGCUGAUGUUUGAGAGUAAAAAACAAAAAUGAGUCUCAUAUAACAUUAAUACAAUCAGCCUAACAUCACUGUACUAGUUAUUGAUAUCAAACAUCAACAACCUAUGCAAGCGUAGAGCAUGUUAUUUUUUUAUGCGAGUUACAUUAGUGAACAGACAUGCAAUGAUUAUUAUCAUUGUCAAAGAGAAGUCAGACUAAUACUUCAAACCUAAUCCAGUAACAGUAUUCACAAACACACGCACGCUAUUAAUGUAUUAACAAUAAACACAUUAUCAGGCAGUAUGAACAGCUUUACUAUGUACAGUCAGGGUAUUUUGUGUGAUUGCAUUUUUAUUUUUAUUUGUAAAAUGUAAAACAAGAUGAACUGUUCUGGAAAAAUGCAAACUCUUUGUUCAGUAUCAUCAUCUGUCAUCUCUAUUUAGCUAAACCACAGUCAUAACUAUGGAUUACCAAGAUUUACUGUCAAAAACUGUUGGUUCACACAAAGUUCAUGUUUUAAAACCGAACAUAUCCCUGUUUUCUAAUGUUUGUAGUGAGAUUAUUAGCGCAGACAGUCUCUGACAGCAAGUAUUCUGUAAAAAUAAACCUUUAUAU